AUGCCUAUCGCCCAAGAGACCACUGUGGUGCCACAAGGCGCUACCCCCCGUUUGGGGGCCAUCAAGGAGAAGAAGGGUGUGCCGCCUCUCAGGACGGCUGCGGCUACCGGACCCUACAUCAUCGACAUCCGCCACGCGGUGGUCGAGAUCAACCUCAAGGCCGAGGUGCUCGCCCAGUUCCGCGCGAGGGAUGGCCCCAGGAAGCUCCCCACCCUCCUGCUCUAUGAUGAAAACGGCCUGCAGCUGUUCGAGAAGAUCACUUACCUGGAGGAGUACUACUUGACCAAUGACGAGAUCGCCGUGCUCAAGUCAUAUGCCGCCGACAUCGUCAAGUACAUUCCGUCGGGGGCCAUGGUCAUCGAGCUCGGCAGUGGCAAUCUCCGGAAAGUGAACCUGCUGCUGCAGGCACUCGAAGACGCCGCCAAGGACAUCGACUACUACGCAUUGGACCUCUCCCAGCAGGAGUUGGAGCGCACCCUUGCUCAGCUGCCCCCUUACAAGCACGUCCGUGCCCACGGCUUGCUCGGCACCUACGAUGACGGCCGGCUCUGGCUCAAAGACCCGACCAUUGCUACGCGGCAGAAGUGUAUUCUGAGCCUCGGCUCCAGCGUUGGCAACUUUGAUCGACGCGAGGCUGGAGCCUUCCUCAAGUCCUUCGCCGACGUCCUCGGUCCUGAUGACACCAUGCUAAUUGGCCUGGACGCAUGCGACGACCCGGCCAAAGUAUACCACGCGUACAACGACAAGGAGGGCAUCACCCAUGAAUUCAUUCUGAACGGCCUCCGCCACGCGAACAGGAUUCUGGGCGAGAACGCCUUCGUUGAGAAGGACUGGCGGGUCAUUGGCCAGUAUGUGUACGAUGCCGAAGGUGGCCGGCACCAGGCCUUUUACGCCCCCGUGCGCGAGACCAUCGUCAUGGGAGAGAGGAUUCGACCCCACGACCGAAUCCAGGUCGAACAGAGCCUGAAGUACUCGGCAGCCGAAGCCGAAGAGCUCUGGAGGCGGGCCGGUAUGACCGAGAUUGCCCAGUGGAGGCACCUCAAGGAAUACGGUCUUCAUAUGCUUGCCAGGCCGAGAAUGGCCUUCAGCCUGACUCCGUCGGUCUACGCGCGGACGGCCCUCCCGUCUAUGCGGGACUGGGAGGGCUUGUGGGCGGCCUGGGACGUUGUCACCCGGGACAUGCUCCCGCCAGAGGAGAUACUGGAGAAACCCAUCAAGCUCCGCAACGCCUGCAUCUUCUACCUGGGCCACAUCCCCACCUUUCUCGACAUCCAGCUGACAAAGACGACCAAGCAACCGCCCACUGACCCUGCCUACUACUACGGCAUCUUUGAGCGCGGCAUCGACCCCGACGUCGACAACCCGGAGCUCUGCCACGCCCACUCGGAGAUCCCCGACGAGUGGCCCCCCGUCGAUGAGAUCCGAGCCUACCAGGGCCGCGUGCGUGCCCGGCUCCAGAGCCUCUAUGCGGCCGGCAUCGACGCGAUUCCGCGCCACGUGGGGAGGGCCAUCUGGGUCGGGUUCGAGCACGAGGCCAUGCACCUCGAGACGCUGCUCUACAUGAUGCUGCAGAGCGACCGCACCCGCCCCCCGCCCCGCAUCCCGGCUCCCGACUUUGAGAGCCUCGCCGCCAAGGCCCGCUCCGAGAGGGUGCCCAACCAGUGGUUCGACAUUCCCGAGCAGGAGGUCGUCAUCGGCCUGGAUGACCCCGAGGACGGGACUGACCCGCAUGCUCCCUAUGGCUGGGACAAUGAGAAACCGCUGAGGCGCGUCAAGGUCCACGCCUUCCAGGCCCAGGGCAGGCCGAUCAGCAACGAAGAGUAUGCCCGAUACCUGUACAAUACUCGCACCACCAAGAUCCCAGCUUCGUGGGCACAGAUCCCGGGCGGGACGGUGAAGACCAGCGACGAGACGGCAGCAGCAGGAGGCGGCACCGAUUCCGCGGAGGCUAAUAACAACAAUAAUGAGAACGGUCGCACCAACAGCCACAGCCUUGCCAACGGCGUCGCCCUUCCCGAGUCCUUCCUCGAUGACAAGGCCGUCCGCACCGUCUACGGGCUGGUGCCCCUGAAGCACGCCCUCGACUGGCCGGUGUUUGCGUCGUACGACGAGUUGGCGGGUUGUGCCGCAUGGAUGGGCGGCCGCAUCCCCACCUUUGAGGAAGUGCGCAGCAUCUACAAGCAUGCGGAAGCCCUCAAGAAGGAGCAGGCCGAGAACCAGCUCAGCCAGACCGUCCCGGCCGUGAACGGCCAUCUCACCAACAACGGUGUCGAGAUCUCGCCUCCGGCCACCCCUCCGGGCAGCACCGACGCCGGCUCUGAAGCUGAUUCUAGGGACCGCCGCCUCUCGCAGGAAGACCUCUUUAUCGAUCUCAACGGCGCGAAUGUGAGCUUCAGCCACUGGCACCCUACCCCCGUGACGUCGCGGGGCAACCAGCUGGCGGGCCAGUCGGACGCGGGCGGCGUGUGGGAGUGGACCAGCAGCGUGCUGCGGCCGUGGGACGAGUUCCAAGCCAUGUCGCUGUACCCGGGCUACACGGCCGACUUCUUUGACGAGAAGCACAACAUGGUGCUGGGCGGGUCGUGGGCGACACACCCACGCCUUGCGGGGAGGAAGAGCUUCGUCAACUGGUACCAGCGCAACUACCCUUAUGCCUGGAUCGGCGCAAGGCUUGUGCGGGAUGUCGAGUAAGUGCUGGGUUUAAUGGUGUCGAGGGAGCCCCAGCAGGAACAAGAGCUUGGGAGAUUGUGUGGCUGGGAACGUACUCUCUGGCUCUUGCGACGGAUGAAGUAUAGCUUUACUCUAUUUGCAAGGCUGUUCCCCCCCACGGCCGAAACACGAAGCAUCGGAAGAAACGGUGACUUUCUUUCUAG
Messenger RNA from Thermothelomyces thermophilus ATCC 42464, 2873 nucleotides. RefSeq lists its product as uncharacterized. The record is from RefSeq and is a predicted model, not a curated record. NCBI's taxonomy places the organism in Eukaryota, Fungi, Ascomycota, Sordariomycetes, Sordariales, Chaetomiaceae. The coding region runs from base 1 to 2691 and encodes 896 amino acids. The transcript is spliced from 13 exons.